This is a messenger RNA of Ixodes scapularis (black-legged tick), 1497 nucleotides long. RefSeq lists its product as uncharacterized. The transcript has a single exon. NCBI's taxonomy places the organism in Eukaryota, Metazoa, Arthropoda, Arachnida, Ixodida, Ixodidae. The coding region runs from base 31 to 1092 and encodes 353 amino acids. The record is from RefSeq and is a predicted model, not a curated record.
UGCUCCGGGUUCGUGAGAUCCACGGCCUUUAUGUGGUUCAAAGGUCGGAGUGGGCAGCACUACCACCUGGGUAGUUUCAUGUCUGAAAUAGACAUGAAACUAAAAGCGCUGCAGCCAAUCUGGGAGAUCUCCCGACUUCCCAGAUCUCUGAAGGACAUGAAGUUCUGGAAGUCGUCGGAAUGGCGCAGCUGGAUGCUUUUUUAUUCUCCUGUGGUCCUGAAGGGGUUCCUCCCGAAAAAGUACUUCGACAACUGGCUGAAGUUUGUGCGUAUCAUGCACUUCUUGUUGAGUCGCUCAGUUCCACUUGACAGCCUUCCACAGGUGAAAAGAGCAAUGACCGCAUUCCUCAAAGAGUUCGAGGAACUCUAUGGCCAAGUCAACAUGACUUACAACACGCACUUACUCCUCCACUUGAUAGAUAGUGUGAGACUGUGGGGACCCCUCUGGGGGUACUCCGCAUAUCCCUUUGAGUCAAUGAAUGGGAAACUUGUACGACUUGUAAAUGGGACAAGAUAUGUUCAAUGUCAGAUUAUUGAUAAGUUUUCAAUAAUCCGAAGUCUUCCGAAACUGUGGGCAGUCGCCUCCAACCGCAGUGCUGAUGACCAGAUCGCGGUACUGCUCAGGUCACUGAUGAAAGGCUACAACUUGAGGAAGCAUGUGGUAAAGAAUGGUGCCGUAAUCUUCCAAGGAAAGGGUCAACCCGAAGGAGACAAAGUCCUUUUCAAGAAGGUUAGAAUUGGUGCCUUCACGUACUGUGUCAAAGCACUGGACAAGUCCCGUAGGAAGAAUUCCUACGUGUUUGUAGGGGGCAUAUUCGGGCAGCUAGUUGCCAUUGUUGCUUGGUGCAAGCGGGGGCACACGUCAUGUAGCUGUGUCAAAAAUGUGACCCUGCGUUUAGAACAACUGAAAGUAAAGGACUUUGUUCUCAGCUCUUUUGGAGCUCUUUCUCUAGUACAGUUUGUUGAAGUGCAACACACUAAUGCAAUAAUCGAAAAGGACGCUGCAUCUGUUCAGAAGUGCAUAGUUCUUUGCAAUUCUUCUCGCACCUGUCUAUGCGUUGUGAAUGAUACCUAUGUGCUUGAGUCUGUCUGAAAGCUUGCAGUGAGGAAGGAGCAUAAAAACAAAAGCCUCGAGGUGCACCUAAGUACUUCUUAUGAGUUGUGAAUGCGAAAGCACGUAUGCCGCUCUUCGUUCCCUUCUUUGGUCUCCGGCGUACAGCGCGCUGACCUUGGGCGUGGAGCGGUGGAGCCGCUGCCUCGCGGACAUAAGAUUUAAUGAAAGAAAGAAUUUAAUGUGCCGUUUUCGCGCUUCAAACUGAAGACGUCGGCUCUUUCCAUGAGGCAGUUAAUGCUUUUGCAUUAAAACUUCCCUUUUAGUGCUCCUUCCUUAAGGUGUGAUCUCAUUGCCGAUGCACCUGUCCUGUUCUUAAAGGGAUACUACAACGAAAUUUCGGCGCUCAUUUUUUGGUCUAUAUGUGCUCAAAGGAGCAGCAUCACA